UCAUGGUGAGCUUCAUCCCAGAAUUCAAGGGUGAAAGUAAUUGUCUUCAAGCAGCUUGUGAAUUUGUGUUUGUAAUUGAUCGAAGUGGUAGUAUGGCUGGAUCCUACAUCAAAGAUGCAGCUGAAACACUUCUACUCUUUCUUAAAAGUAUUCCUGAAGGAUGUUAUUUCAAUAUAAUAGGUUUUGGCAGCACAUAUGUUCACCUAUUUCCAGAAAGUGUCCCAUACAAUCAAAAAAAUUUGGAAACAGCUGUAAAACAUGCAGAGAAUCUUCAAGCUGAUUUGGGUGGAACUGAGCUAUUUGAUCCACUUAGAGAAAUAUUUAGUCAUGCAGCAAAGAAAGGUUUGCCAAGGCAGGUGUUUGUGCUAACUGAUGGAAGCAUAAGUAAUACUGACUCUGUCAUUCAACUUGUUGAAAAAAACUCCAACAACUCCAGAUGUUUUUCUUUUGGUAUCGGCUCUGGUGCAUCAACAACUUUAGUGAAAGGCAUUGCACAAGCUGGCAAAGGUGCUGCUGAGUUCAUUGUAUCUGGAGAGAGGAUGCAACCUAAGGUGAUAAGAUCACUGAAGAAAGCCAUGCAACCAGCUGUGACAGAUGUUCAAAUUUCUGUCUCUGCUUCUAACAAUAUUACAGUAAAUGUAGUUCCAAAAGAAAAGCUUUCACCUAUUUUUAUUGGUGAAUGUCUCAUUGUAUAUGCAAUUCUUCAUGACAAGUCACCAUCCUCAUCACCUCAAGAAGGAAAAAUACUCCUUACUGGUGAUUUACUUGGAGCUAAAGUAGAGCAUAAGAUGAAGUUUCCAAUCAAACCAGCAGUGAAAAAAGAAACUGCUUCCCAAGUGUCAACUAUUCACCACCUUGCAGCCAAGAAGUUGAUAAAAGAAUUGGAGUUGGAUGGUGGAAAAAAGGCAGAGAUAAUCCAGCUAAGUUGUGACUCCAAUGUUAUAUCAUCACAAACUGCAUUUAUUGCCAUUGAUCAAGAUAGAAAACAAGCAGUUAAAGGAAGUUUGCACAGUUGGGAUUUAAUGCCUCGAUGGGAGGAAGAGUUCAUGUUGAUGACUCCAGUGGCUUGUGCCUUUGCAAAAAAAAGUGCCAGAAGUGAUAGACAUUCAAUGAACGACAUGCACCUUACAUUUGGUCGUAGGUCUUCUAGAUCAGCUUUUAUACCUCAAGGUUUACCUCCAGAACCAGCACGCCCUUUAAGCCGUAAAAAUGCAACUGUAUGCCGAAGUUUAGAAAGUGACAGAAAUUAUCGAUUAGCUACUCGGUGUAAAAGUUUAUCAAAUGACUACAGAAAACAUAAGGUUUCUCAAGAAAGGUGUUCAACUGCAAACAAAAUUUUAGAAGACACCAAGUUUGGAGGUUAUAUUCCACCUCCUCCAAUACAAACAUUCACUAAAAUGUGUAAAAGUGCAACUGUAAGCCAAAGUUUAGUAGGGGCCAAUAAUUUUUAUGGAGGUUAUAUUCCACCUCCUCCACCAAUACCAACAUUCACUAAAAUGUGUAAAAGUGCAACUGUAAGCCAAAGUUUAGUAGGGGCCAAUAAUUUUUAUGGAGGUUAUAUUCCACCUCCUCCACCAAUACCAACAUUAAUUAAAAUGUGUAAAAGUGCAACUGUAAGCCAAAGUUUAGUAGGGGCCAAUAAUUUUUAUGGAGGUUAUAUUCCACCUCCUCCACCACCUCCUCCAAUACCAACAUUCACUAAAAUGUGUAAAAGUGCAGAUGAAACCCUUAGUUUAGAAGGGGCCAACAAUUUUUUUGGAGGUUUUGAUGAUAAUGGUUUAGAACAUCAAAGUUUAGGGAAUGUCAAACAUGACAGAGAUUCAAGUAAUCCACUUUCACAGAUAAUCAAUCUUCAGUUAGCAAAUGGUGCAUGGGAUAUGGAGUCAGCAAUAGCAAAGAUUGUUGGUAAAUCAUUUAAGGAUUUAGAAGAUGCCUGUCCAGUGUCAUGCAAUGGAAAUAUGAUGACAAUAUGGGCAACAUGUAUUGUUUUGGCAUACCUGGACCUUCAAUUAUCCACUGUUAAAGAUGAAUGGGAGUUGGUUGGUAUGAAAGCAAAAUCUUGGCUUAUGAUGCAAGUUCUACCAAAAGGAUGUUCCUAUGAAGAUUUGCAUGAAAAAGCCAACCAAUUUCUUCGUGAUAAUGAUAAACAUGAGUAAAUGUAACUUUGUGUAACAUUGAAUCAAUACUUGACGAUUUUCUUUAUAAUUUUUAUAAUUCAGUAAAAUAGAUUACACAUGCUUUUGUUAUGGGUUUUAAGUAGAAAUUACUAUAUAGUGGAAUGACAUUGGUAAUCUUUGACAAAAAUGUAUUGCACUUCUGAGUGUUUUGUCAUGUUGAGAAAAUAGCAUAAAACUAACAAGUUUUUUUGUAUACGAAAUCACAAAACUACGAGUCUAUAAAAAAUGUUUUAAAAAUGACUCAAUUUAAGCUCGGAGGAGCAAAAUAAAUAAAAUAUAACUUUGAGUACUUUAA
This is a messenger RNA of Xenia sp. Carnegie-2017, 2472 nucleotides long. Its product is annotated as von Willebrand factor A domain-containing protein 5A-like. The transcript has 10 exons. The coding region runs from base 3 to 2156 and encodes 717 amino acids. Lineage: Eukaryota; Metazoa; Cnidaria; Anthozoa; Malacalcyonacea; Xeniidae. The record is from RefSeq and is a predicted model, not a curated record.